AUGUCGUUGUGGAAAGGGAGCAAGACAUCGAGCGCGACGAGAGAACAAACUGCACGCGACACCAAGCCUUCACGCAACAUGCUCCACAUCACCACGCCAAACGCCUCGCCCUUCCUCCUCGAGUCGAACGAUGUAGAGCUGUUGUCUCAAAGCGACGGCUUCAGCAUAUUGCGAUCCCAUCUUGCACAGCACUACAAAUACGAACUAUGCGACAAGCACACUCCUGCUCAUCUCGAGAAUCUGGAUCGCUGGCUCAUUACACGCGAUGUUCUGCACGCUCUUCUUGUACCUAUCGUGGAGCUGUUCGACAAAGCUUGUGCUGCCGCCGCUGGUGCCACACAUGCUACGAACCUCGAAGACCUCGAAUACGCCUUUACAGGACAAGCUCGCGGCGCGUUUGUCUGGCUUCAAUGUUUCCUGUCGUCAGAAAAAGAAAGAAAAUGGUGCUACACCCAAGGCUGUCCCGCUUGUGUUGUUGAUCACUCUCUCGACAGCGAAUUCUCCAUCAGACUACUGUAUGCCGCCUGCCUAUUGAGCGACGUACACUACCCUUUCACCAUCGAAGGACCCACCUUACCAUCAUUCAUGUUCUUUCUGGAUUCUCUAAUGAGAGCUGUCGGAGAGGACGAUCUGUUUGGGGACAAUUUCUUCGAGCUUAUGCAGCCAAAAGCUGUCGCCACCAGAGAUGGAGUCGAGGAACUCAUUCGCCAAUGUUUGGAGCUGGAUGCACUCAUCUCACAAGUGAGUACGCCUGAUCCUGCCAGCCCAGCGACUUCUCUUCCCGCAAGUCCAGUGAUGGGUCCGAUUGGAGCCCCAGGCAUCAAAGUCAAGCGCUCAAAGAUGGCUCGAAAACAAAUGAAGCUGAAGGUCGAGGAGGAGCAAUGGAUGGAGAGCAUGCUUCAGCAAUGCCGGGAGCAACUGCAACCAGAACAAGCAGGCGGCGUCACGCUAAUACCGACGCAGAGCCUGGAUGCAGCACUUAAAGCCGAGCCUCGAGCGACAGUGGCCGAAGUGGCACCGGAAUGA
Pseudocercospora fijiensis CIRAD86 is the source of this 1026-nucleotide messenger RNA. RefSeq lists its product as uncharacterized. Lineage: Eukaryota; Fungi; Ascomycota; Dothideomycetes; Mycosphaerellales; Mycosphaerellaceae. The coding region runs from base 1 to 1026 and encodes 341 amino acids. The transcript is spliced from 2 exons. The record is from RefSeq and is a predicted model, not a curated record.